GCCGCAGUCAACAAACCUCAGUCUUGUUGCAUUAGCGGCAGUACAUUUGUUGUUAAAAAUGUAUCGGUUUGUGCUUUUCCUAACUUUAUUUUCCUACGCAGCGUCAAAGUCUGAGCUGUCAUGUAGGCAUAUUCGCGAAUUCGUGGAUAGACAUAAUUAUUGGAGGUUGAAAUUGGCGAAGGGAGAAAUACCUAAUCAACCGGCGGCAUCGGAGAUGAAGUAUAUUAUUUGGGACGAGGAGUUGGCAGCAAAAGCAGCAAAAUGGGCCUCCAAUAAUGAAUUUAUGCAUAACCCGGAUAGAUCUGUAGGAUCAAAUCGCUUUUCUACCGGUGAAAAUAUAUUCUGGACAGCUUCCACUGAUCUGUCAUACAAAUUUGAACCAAGAAGUGCUGUGGAUUCCUGGUUCAGUGAACACAAAGACUUCAACUAUGGACCUUUGGAAGCUUGGCAAUUUGAGCCUUCUGCUAAAGAGACUGGUCAUUAUACACAGGUGGCAUGGUCCGACUCUAUUUAUUUAGGCUGUGGGGUCUCUAAAGAAUAUAAAAAUGGAUGGCUUAAUUACUACGUUGUAUGCAACUAUGGACCGACUGGAAAUUACUUGGGCAGGGCUCCCUAUCCCGCCGGACAGCCGAGUGGCCAGCUCGUAUGUGCCAACGACUGCAGUAGAUUCUACGGGGACAAGUGUUAUAUGAUAUGAUAAAUCUAUUUUAAUUUUAGUUAUGCUAUUGGUUUCAAUUAUAUUUAUUCCUAAUUC
Molecule: messenger RNA, 754 nt
Organism: Pieris brassicae (large cabbage white)
Lineage: Eukaryota; Metazoa; Arthropoda; Insecta; Lepidoptera; Pieridae
Product: venom allergen 5-like
Exons: 6
Coding region: 59-697 (212 amino acids)
Cellular component (GO): extracellular region
Source: RefSeq, a predicted model, not a curated record